Messenger RNA from Penicillium brasilianum, 1089 nucleotides. Lineage: Eukaryota; Fungi; Ascomycota; Eurotiomycetes; Eurotiales; Aspergillaceae. The record is from the annotation of a GenBank genome assembly.
AUGGCAGUCACCGCAGAUGAGAAACCCGCUGUCGUCAGCCUCGCGGAUACCGAGAAGGAACUCGGCUCGAAGGUACCGGAUAAGCUAGCCGGCUUUGAGGACCCGGAUGCUGGAUUAAGUGAAGAGGAGAAGGCUAGAAUUGACCGGAAGCUCCUGUGGAAACUUGACCUGCGUCUUGUCCCAUGGCUGAGUCUGCUCUAUCUCGUUUCUUUUCUCGAUCGUACAAAUAUCGGCAAUGCCAAAAUUGACGGCUUGUCGAAAGAUCUCGGCAUGUCCCCUGAUCAAUACAAUGCGACCCUGACCAUUUUCUUCGUCUCGUACUCCGUCUUCGAGCCGUUGACCAAUAUUUUGCUCAAGCGACUGCGGCCGAGUAUUUUCAUUCCAUCCAUUAUGAUUGCUUGGGGCAUCUGCAUGACCUGCAUGGGUCUGGUCAAAAAUUACUCGGGUCUCAUGGCUGUGCGCUGGUUCCUCGGUCUCAGCGAGGCUGGUCUCUUCCCCGGUGUCGGCUACUUCCUUUCUUGCUGGUACAAGCGUUCCGAGUUCGGUGUGCGCAUGGCUAUCUUUUUCUCUGCUGCUGCGCUGGCCGGAUCCUUUGGUGGUUUGCUCGCCGCUGCCAUUGCAAAGAUGGAUGGUGUCGGUGGCAAGCAAGGUUGGGCCUGGAUCUUCAUUCUGGAGGGUCUGGUUACCAUCGUGAUCGGUUUCAUUUCCUUCUGGUGUGUCUACGACUUUCCUGACCGGGCGACGUUCUUGUCACCCGCGGAUCGUGCGCGAGUGUUGCGUCGGCUUGCAGCCGAUCAGCAGUCUAGUGCAGAACAUGAGGAGUUCAAGAUGUCUUAUUUCUGGGCCAGUGUCAAGGACUGGAAGACUUGGACAGGAGCUAUCAUCUAUAUGGGAGCGGACGGAUCGCUGUAUGCGUUCUCGCUCUUUGUGCCAACCAUUAUCAACGAAUUAGGUACGAAGAAACACAAACCUUCAAUAGUGAACAUUUUAGAAGUAUUCAUGACUAACCGUCCCUUCCGCCAACAGGCUACAGCUCCAUCCGCGCGCAGCUGCUCAGUGUGCCACCAUACGCUGCGGCUGCCAUCUUGA